Polypterus senegalus (gray bichir) is the source of this 8583-nucleotide messenger RNA. RefSeq names its product C3 and PZP like alpha-2-macroglobulin domain containing 8 (gene cpamd8). Gene Ontology annotation, cellular component: extracellular region. Bases 488 to 6067 code for a protein of 1859 amino acids. The transcript is spliced from 43 exons. Gene Ontology annotation, molecular function: protein binding; endopeptidase inhibitor activity. The record is from RefSeq and is a predicted model, not a curated record. NCBI's taxonomy places the organism in Eukaryota, Metazoa, Chordata, Cladistia, Polypteriformes, Polypteridae.
GAGACUUAGUUGAAGAAGUGAAGCUGGCUAAGUCUCAGCAUUUAGAAACAAAAGCCCUGGGACAUCAAAGAGACUGACUGUGCGAAAGAGAGAGAGUGGGAGAAAUAGAAAGAGAGAGAGACAGAAGCUACAGACUGAAUGUGUGUAAUGUGGAAAUACGCGGGGUCUGCAGCGCAUGGUCUUGUUCCGGGGCUCCAGGAUUUUGGAAAAAUAUUUUUUAUCAGAAUUUAAAGAAACUUUAAAAAAAUAAUAAUUUUAAGUCCUGUGAGUUCGAACAACUUCAACGACACACUCGCUCACCCCGACGGAUUGCUUGGCCUGGGGCAGCUAGCGUGAAAAAAAAAUCCAUGACGACUACAUUUUUGAAGUUCUCACGGAGAGAGAGUACUCUCUUAAUUUUGGAAACCGCAUGAACUAAAGUAGUAAGACAAUAGGGAGAAGGAGUUGGAGCGCUUACCGAUUUAUUAUUUGUCGCAUUUGCACGAAAAUGCAGAAGGCGCACUUUUGCACGCCAGGGAUCUGCGGGAUGUUCCUGUUCUUCUUGUCCUGUUCCGCUCAUACAAGACAAGGUUAUUUAAUUACAGCCCCCUCGAUUUUUCAUGCAGGGGUUGAAGAGACCAUCAGUAUUACCAUUUUUAACCCCCUGAAAGAGACAAAGGUGCAGGUCCAGCUGGCUAUCAAAGGGGAGACAGUGGCACAUAGUCAUGGGACAGUCCUGGAGAAAGGAUCUGUUAAACUGAAGGUACCAUUUGGUCUACGUGGCCAGGCUCAUUUGAAGAUAUGGGGUAACCGUAAUCUCACUGAUGAGGGCUUCAUUUUCUACAACUAUACUACAGUUACCAUUGAUCCCAAGGGCUCUUCGGUCUUCAUCCAGACAGACAAGCCAGUUUACAAACCCAAGCAAAAAGUACUGAUCAAUGUAUUCUCCAUCACCCCUGAUCUCCGGCCCAUUGAUGCCAAGAUUCAAGCUUAUAUUGUGGAUCCACGUGGAUCAAGGAUGAUACAGUGGUCUGAUCCAAAACCAGUUUGCUGUGGCAUUGUGAACAUGAGUUUCCCAUUGUCUGACCAGCCUGUGUUUGGAGAGUGGUUGGUAUUUGUGGAAAUGCAAGGACAGACUUAUAACCGGUCAUUUGAGGUACAGAAAUAUGUACUACCAAAGUUCGAGUUGAUCAUCAUCCCUCCAAGGUACAUCAGAGAUCUCAGCUCAUGUGAAAAGGGUACGGUGACUGCAAGAUACACAUUUGGCAAACCUGUAUUAGGAAAGUUGACUGUGAACAUGACUGUGAAUGGAGUGGGAUAUUACCGUCAUGAAGUUGGGCACACGGUUGUGAAAACAACAGAGAUUAAUGGAUCAGCACAUUUUGAUAUCUGUGUGAAGCAUAUGAUGCCAGUAGAUGUGGCAGAUCAUUUUCGAGGCUCUGUUAACAUCUGGGCAACUGUCAUCAGUGUGGACGGAAGCAGACAGGUGACUUUUGAUGACUCUACGCCUGUCCAUAAGCAGCUCAUUGAUAUCAAGUACUCAAAAGACACCAGAAAGCAAUUCAAACCUGGUCUGCCUUAUAAAGGCAAGGUGGAGGUGACAUUUCCUGAUGGCAGUCCAGCAGAUGGAGUGACUGUUCGGAUUAAGGCUGAGCUCACACCAAAGGACAAUGUUUACACCAGCGAACUUAUCUCAAAAAAUGGCUUGGUUGAAUUUGAAAUUCCAUCAAUACCAACUGCUGCCCAGUAUGUCUGGCUGGAGGUGAGUGCUGAGACCAAAGUGACUGCUGUUGAUGGUCAAGCAUCAGGAGAUCAGUACCUGCCCAACUACCUUUCAAUCAGCAGCUGGUUUUCUCCCAGCAAAUGCCACAUUCAGCUCCAAUCUCCCAGUGUGCCUUUGCAGGUGGGAAUGGAGGCACAGAUUGCUCUUAAAUCAACAUGCUCCUGUGAUUUCACACUGCACUAUGAGUUGGCAUCACGUGGCAACAUUGUGCAGUCUGGCUAUCAAGCAGCCAACAUUACCCUGCAGAGGAGCAGGAGGGCCACUGUGACUUUUGACAAGAAUGUUCAUGCCACAUCUCCUACUGGGUCAAACAUGACCCAACAACCAUCGACAGAACCAGACAGCUGCAUGACUACCCUGCACUUCCCUGUGACACAUAACAUGGUUCCACUUAGCCGACUCCUGGUGUACUAUGUUCGAGAAAGUGGUGAAGGUGUUACGGACAGCAUUCAGAUCCAUGUCAAGCCAGCAUUUGAGCACCAGGUUUCACUCAGUCUAUCCUCCAAUGAAUCAAUGCCUGGCGAUGUGGUGGACCUCAUUCUCAGAGGGGAGAAGAGCUCUUGUGUGUGUGUGGCAUCAAUUGACAAAAGUCUGUAUCUGCUGAAACCUGGUUUCCAGAUUACCACUGAAAAGAUCUUCCAAGAGUUAGCAGACUUUGAUGUAUCAGAUGUCUUUGGAGCUCCCAAGGAAGAUGGCCAUUUCUGGUGGCCUGGACUGACAUCUCGAAGACGUCGACGCUCCUCUGUUUUCCCAUGGCACUGGGACAUUACAAAAGAUGCACACUUUGCUUUUACUGAAACAGGCCUGCUGGUCAUGACGGAUGUGGUCAGCUUGAACCAUCGUCAAAAUGGAGGGAUGUACACCGAUGAAGCUGUGCCUGCCUUCCAGCCCCAUACUGGCACAAUGGUUGCAGCCAUGCACCCUCGAAGCACUACAAGGGCAGAUAAAAGGAAGAGAACGUUCUUUCCAGAGACAUGGAUAUGGCAGUGUCUCAAUAUCAGUGAAGCAUCUGGAGAAGUAAAGCUACAAUUACAGGUUCCAGACUCCAUCACAACUUGGGUUACAGAAGCAAUUGGUCUUUCAGAGGGGAAAGGGCUUGGUAUUGCAAAGCAGACUGAGCUGAAGACCUUCAAGGAGUUCUUUGUUGAAUUCACCUUGCCAUAUGGUAUGGUUCGUGGAGAGCAGACCAAAAUCCCCCUCACAGUCUACAAUUACCUCCCAGUUUGUGCAGAGGUUCAUGUCAAAGUCUCAAUUCCCCGGGGAGUUAAAUUUGUAGGACACCCAGGAAAGCACCAUUUGACCCGAAAGAAAUGUAUUGCUCCUGGAGAAGCCAAGCCCACCUUCAUUGUUCUUUCUUUUGGUGAUUUGGGCAUAGCAAACAUCUCAGCCCGCGCAUUUGCCUACAGUGAACCAAGCUGCUGUGAUCAGGGAGUACAGACACUAAAGAAUGGGAAAUACUUGGAUGAAAGUUAUGUUGACAAGAGGACUCCCAUUUCAAUGGAUUAUGUGCGAAGGAGUGUCCAGGUGCAGCCUGAAGGUCUUCCAAGGGAGUACACGUACAGUGUGUUUUUCUGCCCUAAUGAGAAAAUUCACAUUUCUACUCCAAACAAGUAUGAGUAUCAAUAUGUGAAGAAGCCCGGCAAGAUGACCCAUUUUAGUGUAGCUGUGAAAGCUCACAAUGAUGUACAUGUGGCACUUACCACUGGACCCCAUGACACUGGAGAGAUGAUAGAGAUAGUGAUUGGAGGACGGCAAAACUCCUACACAUGGGUUUCUGCCAGCAAGAUGGGUACUCCAGAAGUCAGCCAUAGUACACCAAACAUCUUGUCAUGGGAUGAAUUCCGUAGUUUCUGGAUCAGUUGGAAAACUGGUGUAAUCCAGAUAGGACAUGGGGCCCUGCCAUCCAAUGAGUCUGUGAUUGUUCAGUGGACUACCGUGAAGCCACUUCAGGUCAGAUACAUUGGCUUCUCAACUGGUUGGGGAUCAAUGGGAGAGUUCAAAAUCUGGAAGAAACAAGAAUCUGAUGAGAACCACAAUGAAGCAUUCACUCUGGGUGUUCCGCAAAAUGUGGUGCCAGGCUCGGAGAGGGCUACUGCUUCCAUGAUUGGGGAUGUAAUGGGACCUACACUAAGCAACCUGGACAGUUUGCUGCGACUGCCUUUUGGAUGUGGAGAACAAAACAUGAUUCACUUUGCUCCUAAUGUCUUUGUGUUAAAGUACCUUCAGAAGACACGACAACUGCACCAGGAUGUGGAGAGUGAAGCCACUGAUUACCUUCUUCAAGGGUACCAACGACAACUGACCUACAAGCGACAAGAUGGCUCCUACAGUGCCUUUGGGGAAAGGGAUUCUUCUGGCAGUAUGUGGUUGACAGCCUUUGUGUUGAAGUCUUUUGCACAGUCUCGUGCCUUCAUCUUCAUUGACCAAAAAGAAUUAGGCACUGCUAAAGACUGGAUUAUUGAACACCAAAGAGAGGAUGGCUCUUUCCCAGCAGUUGGCCGCAUUCUCAACAAGGACAUUCAGGGAGGUAUCCAUGGCAAGAUUUCUUUAACAGCUUAUGUGGUAGCUGCUCUUUUAGAGACUGGAAUAACAUCUGAGGCAGAAAAGACUGCAGUGGCAAAAGCAAAGGUCUUCUUGGAAACCAAUGUGUACUCUGCAGAGGAUCCAUACACCACUGCACUCACAGCCUACGCCCUGACACUUCUGCGUAGCAACUAUUCACCUUCAGCGCUCCGCAAGCUCAACAGCAUGGCCAUCACACAGGAUGGAUUUACACACUGGAGUCUAACAGGAACAACAGUUACAGAUGAAGACACUUUUAUGGGCUUUAAUGAUGGACUUUCUCAGUCAGUGGUUUCAGCUGAGGUGGAGAUGACGGCAUAUGCCCUCCUGACCUACACCCUUCUAGGAGAUGUGGCCACAGCUCUUCCAGUAGUGAAGUGGUUAUCUCAGCAGAGAAACUCACUGGGAGGUUUUUCCUCUACACAGGAUACCUGCGUGGCUUUGCAAGCUCUUUCUGAAUAUGCAAUCCUAUCAUUUGUGGGUGGGGUAAACCUGACUAUCUCACUGGCAUCAACAAACUUGGAUUUUCAGGAAACCUUUGACCUAAACAAACUGAAUGAGAAGAUUCUCCAAACUGCUGUAAUUCCCAGUGUUCCCACAGGACUGUUUGUUAGUGCCAAAGGAGAAGGUUGCUGUCUUAUGCAGAUUGAUGUAUCAUAUCAUGUUCCUGAUCCAGUGGCCAAGCCAGCUUUCCAUCUGACAGUGCACCUCAAAGAACCAAAGUCAGAUAGGCAUCACAAUCACCGAAUUCCAGUGACUCGGACAAAAUCACGUGCAGAUAACCGGUCAGAGAUAAGUCGACGACGCCGUCGAGCUGCCAUGGAUGAUGAUGAUCCAGCUUCUGACCAAGACCAUCAGGAGUACAAAGUUACACUUGAGGCUUGUGCCAGAUGGUUGCAUUUUGGCUCAUCUAACAUGGCAGUAUUAGAGUUUCCCUUGUUGUCAGGCUUCCGAGCUGAUGUAGAAAGUCUAGAGAAGCUUCUUUUGGAUAAGAAGGUAGGACUAAAGAGAUAUGAGAUAGAGGGCCGGAAGGUUCUGUUUUACUUUGAUGAGAUUCCCAGCCAGUGCACAACUUGUGUACAGUUCCUGGCUUUUCGAGAAUAUAUAGUUGGGAAAACCGCUCCCGUUCCUGUUAAAAUCUAUGACUACUAUGAGCCAGCUUUUGAAGCCACACGUUUCUACAACGUGAGUGAAAACAGCCCACUAGCCAGAGAGCUUUGUGACGGUCUAACCUGCAAUGAAGUGGAGAGCUCAGCUACCCAGUGGACUGGAUUCAUGCAGUCAGGUAUUUGCAAUAAUGUUUUUGGCUGCUUGGAGACAGAGGAACAAUUUGAGCAGUGCACAUGUUACCGAGAUUGCGGCUACGAUGGCGAACCAGUCUGUGCUUCGGAUGGUGUGGUCUACCAAAACCAGUGCCAAAUGGAAGUGGCAGCAUGUCGCAAUACCACCCACAUUGAACAAGUGCCUAUGUCAAGAUGUCCAUCCCUGGAAAAUUUGCCUGAAGAAAAAGAACCAGUUACUGUUUCUGAAGAGCGGAGGGGUCCAGAUGCUCUCCAGACAGCAGAAGAAGAGCCUGGACGACAGACAGAACUGUCUUACUACACCUAUGAAUAUGAUGGUGACCCCUUUGUCACUGAAGGUGAAGGGACUUUUGACUUUGUGGGUGAGAGGGUGCCAGAGACGGAACAAAAAGUAGAAGAUGAACCACAAAUACUGGAGACACAAUAUGCUACCACACAGUGAAAAAAAUGGAUUCAGAUGACAAGAAGAACCACUUCUACAGUUUUUUUAUAUUGAAAAGAUGUUGGACUGGCUUAACUGGAAAUUGACGACUAUUUAUGCAUGAGCAAAUGUGCAAGUCUGGGAACAGUUGUGGCCUUGUAAUGUUUCACCAUUGUGGUCCUUUUUUUUACCUUGUAAGGUGUAUUAAGCUACACAAGACACAAAGCUGGUCUAUUUGUUACAUUUUAAUUUGAUUUUGAUGUAAUCUUUAAAAAAUGUAUUUAUGUUUGUAAUUAUUAUGAGCACACUGUUUUAUGAAAAAACAUGUUUGUAACUGUGAUAUUUAUUUUUUAUUAGCUAUAGCAUUUUUAUGUUGUCCUAAUUGUUUUUUGUUACUUAAAGUUCAGCCCACAUUGUAUCUUCAACCAUAUUUCACCACCUACAAAUUAUCAAAACAAAGGAAUAUAUGAAUGUUCUAGCAUAAUUGUGGCUUUAAAAUAUAUGCUGGAAAAUCAAACUUCCAGGAUAUUUUAGUAACGUGGGAAUUCAUAAAGAGAUAUUUAUAACCCCAUAUGUCCUUAAAACAUGCCACACAACAUUUCUCCUCUAGACAAAAGUAAAUCUUUUUUUGUGUUCAAAAAAAUAGGGUACUUCUCUACAAAGCUCAUUUACUAAAAAUAGACAUCCUGAAUACAGUCCAUACCCUUCCUUUUUCAUGAAAGUAAUAAAUCAUUUCCAAAGUUAUCUAGAAGGAAAACGUAGGAAGACAUAAAGACAUUCUUCCCUUCCCAGCUUUUUCUAGUUGAAAAUUCACAAAGUCUUGAGCAGGGUAUUAAUACAAAAUGACAUAACAAACCUUCUCCUUGAAGAAAGGAGAACUUCUUCUAAACACUUGCAUCAUGUUAAAAUAAAAAGCAUGUUUGGCUCGAAUUGACCAGGAAAAAAAUGUUUUAUCUGUUCUGUUCUUUUUUUUAACAACUUUAUAAGCUUUUUCCUUAAAUGUUCUCUCUGGCUUUUUACUCCAGGACACAGUUCUUUCAGCAUCCUCAGGUAGAAUGACAGUUCUUUUCAAAGUGAUUGUUCCCUACAUUUUGGGGGUGAGCAACUAACCUUAAGAUAUGAUCAUGAUUUGUCAAAAAAAUUAAUUUUUUCUUGUGUUUCCUGCCAGUGCUUAUUACAUCAGUCCAUGGUUAACUGUGAUGUUUGUUAAUUUGGUAGGCAAAAACAAGGAUUUACAUUUGGCUGGGAUGUUCCUGUGCUGCACUGUGGUACUGGUGGGCAAUAACACUGAAUGUAAUGCACGGUGGUAGUUACAAGAAAAAUACGGCCAAUGUUAGAAGUCAAUAUCCAGUUUUUUGGGAGGAAUCAGCACACCCUUUUGUGCUUAUUAUUUUGUGACUGUUACAUUAAACUGCACCCAUUUUCUCAGGAAAUAUAAAUAAGAACAUGAUGCUGCACAAUAUCUGAUGGAAUAAGGGCAAAAGGGAUGGAAGACAGGUAGUUCUAGAACUUCCCAUUUAUCGAACAUUGCAAAUUAAUAUAAAAAUUGUAAAAGUUGUUGGCUGUUAAAAUUGUGCAUUGAUGUCAGUGACCUCUAAAUGGAUGGUAGAAUUUUUCCAGACUACAAAAACGUUACACUAGCUCAGCAGGUAAAGUCCAUCUAUAUACGAAGAACAAUACACACAUUCAAGCUCUCUGAAACUAUUUUGUCUACAGGUUUGUAAUGUUGAUAAUCUUUGCACAGGUUCCUUUUAUUAUGAUUUUAUUUUUCCUCCUCAUCUUAUCUGAGAAUUAGAGAAACAUAAAUUUUGAAAAAUGAUAAAAGAGAUUACAAUGACUUUUACUUUUCAGUACAUAUAGAAAGGAAAUCUUGUGACAUCGAGACAGUUCCAUUACUUUUUAAGCUGUUGCUUUUCCUUGUCCAAUUUUUUUCUGACUGUCCCACUAUACACCUUUAUAAUAGGUUACUUUGUUUUCUUAUUGUACUGUCUAUAAUCAGUAUGGAGACUUCUCAGCUAACAAGAGCACUUCUGAAUGUAUCAAAUGCUAUAGUGGUAUGGAAGUGAUAGCCUUCAUUGUUUCACAAGGAAGCUGUCAGUUUAUAUAAUGAUGUCCAGAAGAGAAAAUAUGGUAUUCUGAUAAUCCAACAAAGACAUGAAAGACUCACCAAAUCAUAUGCUUCUGCUGUGUAAACAUUUAGUGUGAGAUGGGUCUAAUUAUUUUCAAUAUGACUGCCAUUUUUCAUGUCAUGUUAUAUUCUACAGGAUCUCAACCAGUCAUUGGACUUCAAAGGUGGUAAUUUUGCUGAGAUCAGAAAGAAAAAGACAUUUGUACUAAAUUAAUACAAAACAAGCUGUGUGGAUAAACGUAUCCAGGAAAUUGCAAAUACAUGUUUAAGCAAAAUGUUAUAAAUGUGCACUUUUAUUUUUGUUUGCUACAAAUGUUUUUGUUUUUGUUUUUCUGACAUGCAGAAAGGCUGCACAUUCUUGUGCUCUGUAUUGAACGUGAUUAAAUGCAGAUGCAAAAGUUACACAAAA